Molecule: messenger RNA, 2740 nt
Organism: Dermacentor andersoni
Lineage: Eukaryota; Metazoa; Arthropoda; Arachnida; Ixodida; Ixodidae
Gene: Sce
Product: E3 ubiquitin-protein ligase Sce
Cellular component (GO): PcG protein complex; ubiquitin ligase complex
Molecular function (GO): chromatin binding; ubiquitin protein ligase activity
Source: RefSeq, a predicted model, not a curated record
GCUUGUGGCGCCGUCGCGCGGCGAGCGUGCUCCGGCGAACAGCAAUAGCGGCGUACGUGCUUCUUGUGUGGGGUGUCGGUGUUUAGCAGCCCGCGGUUCUGCACGGAGGAGUAGCGACGGGUUGCGACCGGCGCUUCAACGUGCAAGAUGUCGUCGUCGGACACCCAGGCGACGAACCGGACCUGGGAGCUGAGCCUGUACGAGCUGAACCGGACCCCGCAGGAGGUCAUCACGGACAGCACCGAGAUCGCCGUGUCGCCGCGCAGCCUGCACAGUGAGCUCAUGUGCCCCAUUUGCCUGGACAUGCUCAAGAACACCAUGACCACCAAGGAGUGCCUGCACCGCUUUUGUCAGGAGUGCAUCAUCACGGCGUUGCGCAGCGGCAACAAGGAGUGCCCGACGUGCCGCAAGAAGCUGGUGUCCAAGCGCUCGCUACGAGCGGACCCUAACUUCGACAUGCUCAUCGCCAAGAUCUACCCGAGCCGGGACGAGUACGAGGCCCACCAGGAGCGUGUCCUAGCCAAGCUGAACCGGCAGCACUCUCAAGCCCUGGCACACAGCAUUGAAGAGGGCAUGCGCAUGCAGGCUCUCAACCGCAACCAACGCGUGCGCAAGCAUGGCGGUGACGAGAACAACGGCAGUAGCGGACCGGCAACCCCAGCUGCCACCGCGUGCGUGUCGAUGCCAUCUACUGGCGCAACCUCAAACAGUGGCGGCCACCAGGUCGCGAGCACUGCCACCCCAACCACGCCCACCUCUUUCUCUGGGGCAGCUGCUCCUACGGCCAGCAGUACAGUGCAGCAGCAGCAGGUGCAGCAACAACAACAGCAACAGCAGCAGCAACAACACCAGCAGCAGGAGCAGCCGCAGCCGCAGCAGCAGCAACAAUCACCACCACCACAGCAGCCGCAGCAGUUGCAGCAGCAGCAGCCACCACUACGUCAGACACCGACCCCUGGCAGCUGCAGUGAUGCCACUAACCAGAGCAGCACCAGCAGUGUGGGCUCCUCGCAGCCGCGCAAGAGACCCAAGACCCAGCAGGCCGCGACCUGCUCCAACGACACGGAGUCCGCCGGAGGGGAGACCGAGGAGACAGACGCGGAGGACGGUGACGCCGCCCUCAACAGCGAGAUCGAGCUCGUGUUUAAGCCGCAGCCGCAAAUGAUGCUGGAGGACUCCAGUGCACAGGUCCGCUACAUCAAGACGACGGCAAAUGCAACUGUGGACCACCUCUCCAAGUACCUGGCGAUGCGUCUGGCCCUGGACAAGUUUGAGCAGGACGCGUCGGCUCCUCGCAGCGUGGCACCAUUCACCAUCUACAUUGCUGUUACACCUGGCCAGUUCACCCCCCUCCCGGGUAACAUGACGCUCGACCAGGUCAACGAGAAGUACUGGAAGGUCAACAAGCCCCUCGAGAUGUACUACGCCCACCGGAAGGCUUGAAGCAGCAGCAGCCCUGGAAAACUACCAGUGUGUUGUGAACUUGCGUGAUGUGUGCGCAUGCGUAGGUGUGCACCUGUGGCAAGACACAGCGUGGGCUCCCUUCUUACGUACAUUGGCAUCGUCACGGCGAAGGGUGAAAACGGUUACGUGGAGAAGCCACUCUGGUGCGGAAGCUGUGUGGUGUUUGGUUUACCUUAGCGCCCCCUGCUGCGUAAGAGUUUCUUAAUAUUACCUCGAGGGAAAAUUGGUGAUGCCAUGCUGUUGUGCGCAUGGGAAUGCCAGGAAGUGUGGGCUUCGGAUCUUUCUCUUCGGAGAGCCAGGACACAUUGAAGGCGUGUUUGGAGAACAGUGUUACGUUUGUCACAGUGGUUCGGUGCCGACUAAUGCAGUAUGUACAAUGGCGCGUUUCUUUUUUUUUUUUUCUGUCUCUGUUGUUAUGUGAGAACACUUUUUGUUCGAGCAUAAGCACUUGUGCCGUGUUUAUUUAUUACAUAGCGUGAGUAUUCUACAGUUACAUCAAAGAUGGAAAAGAAGUACUGGCUGGCAGUAGUACUGGGGGGUCGCUGUAGUUGGAAGAAAGAUUGAAUCUGCGCUUCCUGGACAUCAAUGUCAGUGGAAUGCUUAUGCUUUAUUUGUUUACUUGUGCUAUAUGUGAUUAAACUUCAGUGAACGAUGCACAGCAGAUUAAGUAAGUCUUUCUAUUAAGAUUUCGUUAUAAGAAAGCAGUUCUUUUGCAGAGAUAGCCAUGCCCUAGGCCAACCCGCAUUCGUGACAAGCCGAACCACUGUUUAACCACUUGUAUUCCGGCAUUCCAUUGUUGGGCCCAUUGAGAAACUCGCAUAGAAAGUGGCAUCAGAUUUCCCCCUGGGUAGUGUUGUAAGAAACUCUUACGUCAUUCCCCACUCUUCCAUUUCUCUCAUUUUUCACCCUCCCCUUUUCCUUGCGUCUGUGACAAGUGUUCAGCACCGACUCUGGGUGCCUACGUGUGUGCAAGUUGUCCGUGCUGGGCGAUGCCAGUGUGGACCGAGUGACGUGUAAAAGAAGAGGUACGGAGUGUCGUUUGACGAUUGGCAGUGUCAGUAGAACUGACUGCAAUCCUUCGAGGCCACAUCCUUUGAAGGCAGCCAAGAUCUUGAGCACAAUGGACUUCUCGCAUUAUUGUUCUGCCACUGAUUGUAAGUCCAUUAUUUUCCUUUUUGUUUUUUCCAAUGAACAAGGAAUUAUCAGCUUCCCGCGUGGUAGCAUUUCAAUAUUGUAAAUAUUUUCUGAUGCCCAAAAUACAAUGCUCAAAGCAUUU